This is a messenger RNA of Tetrahymena thermophila SB210, 2721 nucleotides long. RefSeq names its product Serine/Threonine kinase domain protein. Gene Ontology annotation, molecular function: protein serine/threonine kinase activity; ATP binding; protein binding. The record is from RefSeq and is a predicted model, not a curated record. The transcript is spliced from 8 exons. Gene Ontology annotation, biological process: protein phosphorylation. NCBI's taxonomy places the organism in Eukaryota, Ciliophora, Oligohymenophorea, Hymenostomatida, Tetrahymenidae.
AUGAGAUUGAUUGGUAGAGUUUGCGGAAUUAAAAAUCCCAAAGCUUUUUAAAUUCAUAUUGAUGAAACAGAAGAUAUAAAUUCUCUUAAAAGGAUAUUUGAAGAAAAAACUGGAAUUCCCAUUUAAUAUUAAAUCCUAACAACAAUAGUAGAAGGAUAAUAUAUAAAGGUGAUUGAAGGUUGGACUUUAGAAUUUUACUAGUUUUACGAUAACUAACUAAUUAACGUCCAUGAUUUUAGAAAAGGAGAGUUCCAUUUUAAUCACCCUUCUUGCUAAAAGAAAGUUGUACAAGAUUAGCUAUUAUAAAUUAAUGCUCACUAUUAUAGAAAGUUAGGACUUAUUGGUUAAAGUGAAGAGAUUGAAAAGAUUUAGUCUCUAGAUAAUAGUUAGUUAAAUGCUUGUAGUGAUUCUAAUAUCCUUAGUACAACUCUUGACAAUUCUAUUAUAUCGACUAAAGCUACAACUCCUCAUAGCUAUUCAGAGUCUGAAGACGGUUACUCUUAACAGAAGUUUUAUUAAAUUUUAUAGUAGUUUAUUAAGGCUAUACAAGAUAGGAAAUGGAAAGAAGCUAAAUAAUACCUUGAUUUGCACACUACCUUGCUAAAAAAAUAUAAAAAAACUAAAUAAUAAGAUAUUAUUUCAGAGUUAGAUUCAAAUGGAUGGAAUAGCUUGCAUUAUGCUUCUUACUUAGAGUUUGAUGAUAUCUGCAGAAAGCUUAUUAUUGAAGGUGCUGAUUUGAAUAAACCAACUUCAGAUGAUUGGACGCCUUUACAGCUUGCUGUAUUUAAAAAUAAUUUGAAAGUAGUAAAAGUUUUAACAGACUCUGACGACUUAAUUAUAGAUUAAAUUACUUAAAGAGGUACCGCGCUUCAUCUCGCUAGCGCUAAAGGUUUUAUUAAGAUAGUUUAGUACCUAGUUUUAGAUAAAAAUGCUAAUCCAGAACUAAAACAUCCAACAGAAGGAAAAUCCCCUUUUGAUGUAGCCACUAAAAAAGUCAGAUUCUUCUUCAGAUAACAUAGACAAAUUAAAAAAUUUGAUAUAUAAACAGCUAUGGACUAUCUCGAAAAUAGAAAGAGCUUCUUUAACGAUAUGCCUAAAAAGCCUCCUAUGAUUAGAGGCUAUGUAUUCAGACAGCAUGAUAUUUUCCCAUGCAUUUGUUAGAAGCGUUUCUUAGAAAUUAACAGUGAUUCAUGUACUUUGUAAAUGUACAGAGAAGAAGAUGAUGUGCCGUUAAGACCACAAUUAGUAAUAAGCCUAACAGAUAUAUUAGAUGUAGAUUUACUACCUCGUCACUGGCCUAUGCAAAAAGAUCUCAUUUAUGUCAGAAUUAUUUUUUAAAACAGUAUGGUAAUAGCUUUCAAAACUAAGGAAGCUGCUGAACACUGGAUAGAUAAAUUAAAUGAAGCUAUUGCAUAUGCCAAUUAUGUUGAUAAAAAAUUAAGAAGCUUUCUACGUGAAAAAGAAAUAGCAGAUCAAUAAUCUACUGAUAAGCUUUUUACUAUGUUUUCAACGAUCUAAAUUAAUUAAUAAGUAAUUACAAUCAAGGAUGAGUAACACUUCUGUGCUAAAUGUGAUGAGAAAGAUUAAAAUAAUUCUUUGAAUAUGUAAUAAGCUAUGAGCAAUAUUGAAAACGGAAUGAAUUUCUAAGAAAUUUUGGCAAAACAUGUAAAAAAAUCAUUCCAUAUUGAAAUUAGUCACUCGCUAGCAUUCAAAGAUUUUACUAUCCUCGGAGCACUAGGAAAAGGUUCAUUUGGAAGAGUUUUUCUUGUCUAGUAAAAUAGUACUGAAGAACUUUUUGCAAUGAAAAUGUUGAAAAAAGUAAGUUUGAUUAUGAAGCGUCAGCUUAAAUAUGCAGUAACUGAAUGCAAUAUUUUAAAGCGCUGUAAAAAUCCUUUUGUGGUUGGACUUCAUUAUGCAUUUCAGACUCCAAAUCACUUAUAUAUGGUUCUUGAUUAUUGCAAUGGUGGAGUUUUACUUUAGCACAUCCAAAGAGAAAGCAGAUUCAGUGAGCUAACAGCCAGAUUCUUUGUUUGUGAGAUUAUCCUUGCAAUAGAAUAUCUACAUUCAUAAAAUAUUUUAUACAGAGAUUUAAAACCUGAAAACAUAUUGAUAAGUUCUGAUGGACAUAUCAAAUUGACUGACUUUGGUCUUUCAAAAGAGCAUGUAGCAGACUUUGAUGUAACUAAGAGUUUUUGUGGAUCUCCAGCCUAUUUAUCUCCAGAAAUGCUUCUUGGAAAGGGAUUCUCAAAGGCCUCAGAUAUUUACGGGAUAGGUUGUGUUUUAUAUGAAAUGCUAACAGGACAACCACCUUUCUUCCAUGAAGAUAUCAAAUAAUUAUACAGUGGAAUAAAAUCAGAAGACCCUUAGUUGCCUAAAUAUCUCUCUAACUCCGCUAAGACUCUAAUUAUAGUAAAUCGCUUUAAAUAUAAUAAAUUUCAUUUUAAAUUUUUUUUAUAGUAAUUAUUAAAAAAGAAUCCAAAAGAAAGACUGGGCUAUAAUUCCAUUUAAUAAAUAAAAUCUCACGAAUUCUUUGAAGGAAUAGACUGGCAUAGAGUUUAUGAAAAAUAAUAUUAACCCCCUUAAUUUUUAUUUGCUAAUUAACACAUAGUUAAUACUGAAAAUAAAGAGAAAUUGCAGUAAAGAUACAUGGAUUAAGACUACAAUAAACAAAAUUAAAAAAUAAACAGAGUUAAAAACUGGUCUUUUAUAGGUAAAGCUUGA